Messenger RNA from Musa acuminata subsp. malaccensis (wild Malaysian banana), 1007 nucleotides. RefSeq lists its product as uncharacterized. The record is from RefSeq and is a predicted model, not a curated record. Gene Ontology annotation, molecular function: protein binding. NCBI's taxonomy places the organism in Eukaryota, Viridiplantae, Streptophyta, Magnoliopsida, Zingiberales, Musaceae.
CCUCCCAUCCCUUCCUCUUCUUCCUCCCCCUCCCCAAAGUUCUCUCUCUCUCAUAUUUUUCGUUCUUUUUUUGUAGCAACCCAUGCUUCUUUUGCUUUAUGCAUAUGUAGAUUCUUCACUAGGCUAGUUUUGGAUGAUCAAAGGGUUUCUACAAAGUUCUCAGAAUCAAUCCAACUUAAUGGGAGAGAAUCAAAAGCUGAGCAAGGGGAGAGGCUGGAGACUGAUGGAUCAGACCCGGCUAUCAUUAGGUCCACAUGCAUCGAUCUUAAGCCAGAAGACACACAGCUUAUCUUCAGAAUCAGAUGGAAAUGUUGGAAGGAAGAGAAAACAAAUUUGUCAUGAGGUUUCAAGCCCAACUAGCAUUGAGCUUCAGCUUAAUGAUCCCUUGCCACUUGAAUGGGAACAAUGCCUAGACCUACAAUCUGGAAGGAUGUACUAUUUGGACAGGAAAACCCUGAAGAAAAGUUGGAUCAGGCCCAAGGAACAUGAACUAGAUUUGGAUCUCAACAUCUCAUCCUUCUCAAGCUCAGAAGAGCAAUCCAACUUGACAAAUUCAGAUGAAGCAAAGAAGCAACCUAAUUCAUGUGGCAGCAUGGUCGCGGUAGUCUGCAUCAACUGUCAUCUCCUCGUCAUGCUCUGCGAGUCAUCUCCUUCAUGCCCCAACUGCAAGUUCAUGCACUCGCCACUACCAUCUGCAAUGCUGCAAGCGCCUCCUCGGAAGCUCAAGGCUGUCAAGCCAUUGGAAACCCUACAUCUCCUACAUUAGUUAGCAGACUGAUGAACGUAAAAAGAAGUAAUAAAGAAAAAGGUCAAUGUUCCUGAUGAUAAGAACAAGCACAAGAUUAAGUGUUUAUACUGGGACAGCGGUGGUUGCACCAGUUGAUAUUUCAAAUCAGUGAGAAAGAAAUGGUAAUUAGGUAGUGGUAUCUUCCAUUCAAGAGUAAGUCAUGCUAUAAAGCUGUCUGCGUCUGCACACUAAAUUGCACUUGAGAUGGUAGUUCGAGUGA